AAUUCCUCAAAAAAUGAACCUGCACCAGAAUUCCACAUGUGUCUGCCUGGAAUCAGCGAGUAUACAGAUCUCCAUGCUGAUCACUUACAGAACUUCCCUAAUGUGACCAAACAGAGAGUAGUGGAUUUCUUACAACUAAGUGACCAAAAGUUGAAUGAAAAAAUUGAACUUCUUUAUGCACAGAGGUAUCUAAGAUAUGUGCGUGUAGUCAUAAAUGAUGUAACAUAUAUAACUUCGAACGUUUGGGCAGAAAUGAAAAGAUCAACAAGCUACAAAGUGGACAUAAGUAUAGACAGGAAUGCAGUGAUCCAGCAAACUCAGUGUGAAUGUGCAGUAGGACAAGGACCAUUGGCUCAUUGUAAGCAUGUGGGAAGUGUUUUAUUUGGUCUUGUAAAAUACUGCACAUCUGGUAGCAUUCUAACAGAAGUAACAUGCACACAGGUUUUACAAAAAUUUCACAAAAGUAAGCCCAUGAAAGGUAGUCCAUUGAAAACAAGGAACCUGAGUGGAAUCAGAGGAAAUGUGAAGCCUGCUAUUUAUGAUCCAAGACCAGUGCAUAGGAAGAAUUCUUCAAAAAAUGAACAAAACUUGAGAAACAUGGUACUUAACUGGCAGGGAAAAUCAAAGUGGCCUGUGCUACAAAUGUAUGAAUCAGCCAACAUAAGAGCCUUAGCAGCUGACCAUGACUACAUGGAGCUGACAAUGGAGGAUCACUUUCUCAAGACUGAAAAGGUAUCCUGUAUUUCAAAGGCUGAAAUCUAUGAAAUUGAGCAGCAAACCAAAUACCAAAGUGCAUGUGACAGGUGGACAGCAGAAAGACGAAAACGAAUUACAUCUUCUAAUUUUGGAAAUAUAUGCAAGGCCACUAUAAAGAGAGACAUUGAUAUGCUACUGAGGGGUCUAUUACACCCAGUAAAUCUAAAAACUAAACAAACUAUGUAUGGGAGACAAUAUGAAAGUGUGGCAGUGGAGAGUUUUGAGACAUUGACAAACACUAAAACUAAGAGUUGUGGACUUUUUGUUAGUGAACACACCCUAUGCUUGCUGCCUCACCAGAUAGAGUCAUUGACGAUGAAACUCUGGUAGAGGUAAAGUGUCCGUACUCAGCACGAAAUUAUUAAAUUUCUGAACAAACGGUUCCAUAUCUAACCAUAACUGAUGGGAAGUUAACCCUAAAAAAAACCCAAAACUAUUACUAUCAAAUACAAGGGCAGUUGUUUUGUGCGGGUAGGAGACAGUGCAAGUUUAUUGUUUUUACUUUGACAGACAUAAAAAUCAUAGACAUCUUUUAUGAUCAUGAAUUUGUUAUGGAAAUGUUGAAUAGACUCUCAAGUUUCUAUGAUUCACAUUUUAAGAAUGCCAUUUUGAAUAAAUAUUUAUUUAAUAAAUAAAAAUAUAUCAGAGUUAAUAUGUUUUAUUCUAUCCAAUGUUACAAGAUCAAUACACGUCAA
Molecule: messenger RNA, 1451 nt
Organism: Patella vulgata (common limpet)
Lineage: Eukaryota; Metazoa; Mollusca; Gastropoda; Patellidae
Exons: 5
Coding region: 37-1086 (349 amino acids)
Molecular function (GO): zinc ion binding
Source: RefSeq, a predicted model, not a curated record